Petromyzon marinus (sea lamprey) is the source of this 4061-nucleotide messenger RNA. RefSeq lists its product as uncharacterized. The record is from RefSeq and is a predicted model, not a curated record. Lineage: Eukaryota; Metazoa; Chordata; Hyperoartia; Petromyzontiformes; Petromyzontidae.
GGGACCCGCGCUUGUGCCUCAUCAGCUCGUCUCUCUGGGAAGCCUCUCUCGCGUGCGCCACGGAGUUCCUCCAUUCGCCCUCCCUGCCGCCGAAGCUCUGUGGAGGAGGCAGCCAGGGGUACGAGUGGAGGAGCAGGAGGAGGGGGCUCUUCACUGAGAGGAUGCCACCCUGGUUGUGUCUCGCCGCAGCCUGGGCCCUCUGUACUCUCGGCGUGGAAACUGUACAAGACAGGCUGAUGUCGCAGAUAGAGGCAAAGCACUACUAUAACUGCGAGGGAGCUGGGCCUUACGUGGUCCAUCGCUCAGACUGCUCGCAGGUUCCUGGCGUAAAAAAAGCUCCGCAGACCUGGUCCAUCUACAAGGACCAGCAGGAGGUGAUCGCGAGUACCACCAACUCCACGUGCGUGAAGCCGUGCGUCGCAGUCUUCUCAAACUGCACGCUCAUCCUGUCACGUUGCCCAGCAGUGUUACUGCAGGUGGCGAACACAAGCUCUGUUUACAUCUCCGACACCGCCAUUGUGAACCCUCCGGAGGCCCUGGUCAGACCAGGGAAGUUCAUCACCCUCAAGUGCUUCAAUACAAACGGACGCAUUCCCAGCGGGUGGAGCUGGAAUGGAGUGGCCAUAGGCGGCUCGGCCAACGUCUCAUCGAUUCUCGUGCCGAUCAGGAGCCCAGCGGACGGAGGGCGGUUCAGCUGUGUGUUCCCGGAGUUUGAGAGCACCCCAGCCCUCAUCCUCACAGAGGCGUCGGGUUUUGAGCAAGUCUCGACUGCGUUCCUCGUGUCUGCCCUGCUGGUGGUGGCCAUCGUGGUGAUAUUCAUUGCACGGAGAGACGUAAACUCGAGUAGCCUGCUGUGACGUGACCUCCUCCUCAGCUGAACACGGACAUGAGGAUUGCCACUCCAAGCCAGUAGCAUUAAACGGCUUGUCUUGCUGAACUCCAAGGAGAUUAAAGCAGACCCAGUCUGUGCACACGAGGUAGAUGGCAGCAUACGCAGCACAUUCACCAACAACACUUUGGCGUUAAAGGGAAACAAAUCUUUAAAAUAGGCAAUGACAACUUCACAUUUUUAAUAUUUCAUGUUUUACCGAGAUGGAACAUCUAAUUGGCCAGGGUGUCCAGGGUGUAGAGAGACGCAUACACAGUUUGUGCUCGUUUCUUCCAUCUCGUCUGUCCGAUGUUGUUCUCUCUUUAACCUGAAUAUAACAUGAGCAUCUAAUUUGCAUAUCAGUUGCUCAAUUGUAAGUAAUUGAUUAUUACAGUCACCAAUCGACCCCUUGUCCUCAGCGUAAGCGUCUUUGUAAAAUCGAGGAGGCAUUGACGCGUGCCUGGGGAAUUACGCUUUUCCAGAAAACGUGAUUUUUCACUGUUGGGAUGUGGUUUGUACCACGUUGCCAAGGCUGCCACUCCAACAAAGUUCCGAAUUAACCUCUAAUGGACAGAUUACACGUAUUCUUCAAGUAAGUCAUACGUAAAGUUACGAGUUUGCCAGUCGUACCGCCAUGAGGCACCGGAGAAGUUUAGUGGUUUGAAGUUUGCACUUUGGGUGAGAAGCAGGAGACUUGGUACAAUUAUAUUUCCAGCCAUGCUGAAAAUUUCUAGAUUUGGAACUCUCAUCAGCACAUUAAUGAUAUGUGCUAGAAAGAAGGAAAGGCCAUUCAAAUGCGUUGAGUUGUUUAUUAUUUGUGCUUGACCACCGCUGCAAACGCAGCAGCAUCACCAAUGUAAUGUGUUAAAUCGAUAGACAUCGGAGUGUCGCCGUUGUAGCGACAAACCAGUUAUUGUUUUAUAUUUUUAUUAUUUUAUUGUUUCCCUUCUACGUGACUUUACCGAAAGAGCCAAGAAUAUGAAUCCCUGCAGUCACGAAAGCUGUAAGCCAAAAUUUAACCAGUUAAAAUGUUUACUCAGCUGCAGUUGCACGGUACGUCCGCCAGAGGGCGCCACCGCUAACUCAAUGGGAGGAUGUAGCAACAUCGAAUUGUGAAACUAAACUCGUUGGCAAUGGGCCGAGAGUGCUGCUCUCCGUUUCGGGGUGUAUGCGCCGAUCACGACCUGUGACACGGACAUCCGCAGGGCGUGGCAACGCCCCGCCCUUGAAUUCCUCACGCGCCGCCUCAUCACGGGAAUAUCACAGCGCGUCAAUCACUCGGGGUAUCUCUUAAUUCAGAAUUCACGAGUUUUCCUCUUGUUAGAGAUUUGUGAACUUUAUUUUAUUUUUUCAUACAUAUCAAAUGUAAUUAUUUGAACCCCAUUCGAGACCAUAAUUUUUGCGAAGUUAAUUGUCAAACAGUAAUGGUGACAAUGUCCUUUGUUUAUCCAUGAAAGCCUCACCGAGUCUCAAGGCUGUCUGUCAGGGCGGUGGUUGUUGAGAGAGCAAUGAUCAGCUCCAUUAGAGGCCCUUAGCAAAACAUAUUCUUGGUUGUGCCACGUGGCAAAAAAACCAUAGGCGUGGCAAAAAAAAACAUAGGCGUGCCAAGCUGCAUAACUUUAAUAUUUGUGAAAUAUUGAAGGUAAUUGGCUCAUUACAAUGAAAUGCAUAUUAGCAGUACUGUGUCGGUAUGAAUUCGCUUAUUAAUAUAUGGAAUUGAGUUCGAGCUGAUAUAUGGUGGAUCCUUAAUUUGUUCGUGAAUCUAUGACACCUCGAGCUGCUUGGAGCUCUAAACAAUUGCUCGGUUUGUUUGUGCUGAGCGCCGCCACAGGCCCAGCCAGUUCUGUGACGAGGCGUUUGUGGCCGCUGGUACCGUGCAACUGCAAGACACCGCACUCUCUUCUGCUCCGAUUUAUAUUGUCUUCGUUACUGGUCCUGUGUUUUAUGUUUCUGAUUUUAUGGCUUUAAUGACCCAGGUCACUCUUGCGAUUUAGACUCAGAUUGGCCUCUGUUGAGAUCGCACCCUGGUGAAAACAAAAUCUUGCAAGGAGCUCAAGCAAUGAACCGACUCCCAUUCUCCAGUUACGGCAUGGCUUAAGCAUUAAGGCCAGGGCCACGGGAUGAACCUUGCCAGCAUGGACUCGGUGCCCUGGGGGGGUAUUCCGAUGCAGGGUGCGGCCGUAUAGCACAGGUCCUGGACGCUUCUCUCAGCGCCGCGUUCGUGUCAGCAAUCGGUGGUCAUUGCUGGGUCACACAGGGCUUGGGAGGAAUCAGGCGAUGCUGAUUUAAUGUUUUUCCUGGUGUUUUCCCCACUCGUGGGGGUCUGCCUUCUUGGUCCUCUCAUUCCAGUCAUUCGCCGAUGUCCCCUACAGAUGUAUCGUGCCUCGUGUCUGCAUUGCGCACAUCCACUGGGGUGCAAGACUUAAUUUCAAGACUAGUUCAUGAUUCGCCAGGCAAAAGUUUUAAAUAUAUAAUAAUGAACCUGAUGUGAUUUUUUUUUUAUCUACGAUCAGACACGGACAUCUAUUCCAAAAAUUCGCAUUUUUCCGCAAAACAAAAAUUGUUUACUUGAUUCAUCUUCUUAUAUUUAAAGACGUACUCAUCAGAAACCACUCAAUGGAAAGAUUCCGUUCCUUUUCAUUAGGAAGAACAAAAAUUGAUUAACUUAAUACUCUAUGAGGGGAAGCUCCUAUCUUUCACCGUUUUCGAAUUAUUCAUAUUUGAACACCAUAAAAUGCGUAAUUUUUUCGUUCAAACCCGCUUGAAUCCGAAAUAUCUCCGGAACAAUAAAAGAUAGAUAAAUGGUUCUCGCUUAAAUUUUAUUUGCUGUUUAACACUCUAUGAAACGAAAAAACCACAAUCUCAUAUUUUGAACGGUUUCUGAAUGACACGGACAAUCAUGUUCAUGGGCCACUUAAAAUCGAGAUGUCGGAUUUUCAUAUUUUUCCUGUUUGUGUCCUAAAAGCUACCUAUGUACCAAUGUUCAGCUUUCGACCUUAUCGAGAAGUACCCGAGAGGUUUUUGACACAUACACAUUAAGGUCUUUAUUUAUAUAGAUAUCCAUAAAUGUGUGUUACUCUUUGGUUCUUUCGGUAAAGUAACGUAGAAAGAGAAAGUAAUAAAUUAAAUAACAGCAUACGACGUUUCGAUUGCAACACAAGCCAUCAUCAUCAGGUACAAAUGAAAGAGAAAA